AAUGGGCCCUGCUUCUGCUUGUCCUGAAUCUGCUGCUGCUGAAGUGUGGGAGGAGCAGCCGGCCUUGUCAGAGGAACCAGUGAUCGGUGGAGAUGAGCUCAGCGGACUGGAGACGGCCCUCAAGGCAGAGCGCGAACGUGAGGAGGCGGAGUCUGGCCUGGGCAGCCCGUCUCAGGAGACGUGUGGAUCUGAAGGCGUGGCGUUCAUCGGACUUGACGGUUUAUGUAGCUCUCAGCAGGCAAUGUCGUCCUCGUCACAUAGAGCAGACCCUGCUGAACUACAACUCCCAUCAGCCCCUACCAACAAGGAAGAGGAGUCAGGAGGAGAGAGCGGGGACAUGCUGCACUUCUGCGCACGCUGCGGCAGCGGCUUCAGUUCCACAUCUGACCUCAUGAAGCACUCUUGCCCUGCGGCCGAGGAGCGGCCCUAUCAGUGCUCUGUGUGCGGGAGAGCGUUCGGCCACGCCUGGAGCCUUAAGAGCCACGAAUGCAUCCAGGCGUGUGAGCAGCCGCACCACUGCGAACUCUGCGGCAAACGCUUCACGCACUCGCGUUCCCUCGAGCGCCAUCAGCUGGUUCACACAGGUGAGCGGUCUCAGCUCGGGUGGAUGCAGUAAAAGAAGAAAAUCUGAAGUUAAAAUCAGAGAAUCAGGUUCUUGGGCAGUACAUUGAGAACCUCAUGUCGGCAUCUAGUGUGUUUCAGACCACUGACUCCAAGAGCAAACGGAAGUAAGAGAGCAUCCCUCGUGUAGACGGCAGCCCCACACAGAUAAACCCUUGCCAUAUCAGCUCAUUUAAAGUUCCCAUUAGCAUUCAUUUGAUCCUUAUGCCACUAAGAUGGUAAAUGUUUACAUUUAUUUCAUUAUCAGUAUUUAUGUUUG
Sinocyclocheilus rhinocerous is the source of this 880-nucleotide messenger RNA. RefSeq names its product zinc finger protein 483-like. The coding region runs from base 2 to 616 and encodes 204 amino acids. Gene Ontology annotation, molecular function: DNA-binding transcription factor activity, RNA polymerase II-specific. Lineage: Eukaryota; Metazoa; Chordata; Actinopteri; Cypriniformes; Cyprinidae. Gene Ontology annotation, cellular component: nucleus. The record is from RefSeq and is a predicted model, not a curated record. The transcript has a single exon. Gene Ontology annotation, biological process: regulation of transcription by RNA polymerase II.